AUGGCUUUCUUCCCCCGCAACUUCUACAACUCCGACGCUUCCUUCACCCCUCUCUUCCGCCUCCUUGACGACUACGACAGCUACUCUCGCCAGGGAACCAACGGAAAUGGCACUCGUCGCAGCGGCCUUAGCCACUGGCAGCCCAAGUUCGAUGUCCGCGAGACUGGAGAGUCCUACGAGCUUCAUGGCGAACUCCCUGGUAUGAAGAAGUCUGAUGUUCACAUCGAGUUCACCGAGCCUCAGACUAUGCUCAUCCGCGGCAAGACCGAGCGCACUUACACUGCCGGCACACCUCCCGCUGGCCUCGUCGAGGACACUGAAGCCCGAGGCGCUAUCACCGACAACAACGAGGAACACAACAACUCCCACCACGCCACUGUCGAAGAUGAGGAGCAGGCCAAGGCUCACGAGACCAGCACUGAGGUCACUCACCACAAAAAGCCCCAGGAGGUUGAGAAGAAGCCUGCCGACCAGUCCAAGUACUGGCUCACCGAGCGCAGCUUCGGCGAGUUCUCUCGCAGCUUCAACUUUCCUACUCGUGUAGACCAGGACAACGUCUCUGCUAAAUUCAACGAUGGUAUCCUGAGCAUCGUUGUCCCCAAGGCCAAGAAGCACGAGUCUCGACGCAUCAGCGUUGAGUAA
Messenger RNA from Fusarium venenatum, 642 nucleotides. Its product is annotated as HSP20-like chaperone. NCBI's taxonomy places the organism in Eukaryota, Fungi, Ascomycota, Sordariomycetes, Hypocreales, Nectriaceae. The record is from RefSeq and is a predicted model, not a curated record. Gene Ontology annotation, biological process: protein folding; response to salt stress; protein complex oligomerization.